Ilex paraguariensis (yerba mate) is the source of this 690-nucleotide messenger RNA. NCBI's taxonomy places the organism in Eukaryota, Viridiplantae, Streptophyta, Magnoliopsida, Aquifoliales, Aquifoliaceae. The record is from the annotation of a GenBank genome assembly.
AUGGCGCCUAAAACACACUCUCUGUCCUCUUUAUCCUCUGUCUCUGCGUUCCCUCUCCUUCAAUUUUCAAACCCUAGCCCAAAUAUUCUCAGGUUGUACCCUUCAAAACCCACUCUCGUAUUUUGCAAAGUCACACACUCACAAACCCCUCAAGACCACUUCUCAGUAUCCACACCUGAACCCGAAGGGUUCGGAGCUGCGGCUCCCACCCGUGGGGAGAUCUUCCUCGAACGCCAACAGUCGUUGGAUGCUUCGGCUAUGGUGCUGGAAGCGACCAAGAAGAGGAGGAAGAGGAAAGAGAAAGUUUUGAAGGUCUCUGCAGUGGUUUAUAGCUGUUAUGGUUGUGGAGCUCCUUUACAGACUUCCGAAAUUGAUGCUCCGGGUUAUGUGGAUCCCGAUACUUACGAAUUGAAGAAGAAACACCAUCAACUUAGAACAGUUUUGUGUGGGAGGUGCCACCUAUUGUCUCAUGGGCACAUGAUUACAGCUGUUGGCGGAAAUGGAGGCUAUUCUGGUGGGAAGCAGUUUGUUUCAGCCGAGGAGCUUCGGGAGAAGCUAUCUUAUUUGUGCCAUGAGAAAGCUUUGAUUGUUAAAUUGGUGAGCCUCACUGUUCGAAUUCUAAUCUGUCGUGAACUUUAUAUCUUGCCUUCAGACAUAUCAAUUGCUUUGUCUAUGAAAAUGAUCCCCUAA